This is a messenger RNA of Astyanax mexicanus (Mexican tetra), 5837 nucleotides long. RefSeq names its product homer scaffold protein 1 (gene homer1). The coding region runs from base 946 to 2046 and encodes 366 amino acids. Gene Ontology annotation, cellular component: postsynaptic density; cytoplasm; plasma membrane. The record is from RefSeq and is a predicted model, not a curated record. Gene Ontology annotation, molecular function: G protein-coupled glutamate receptor binding. The transcript is spliced from 10 exons. Gene Ontology annotation, biological process: regulation of store-operated calcium entry; G protein-coupled glutamate receptor signaling pathway. NCBI's taxonomy places the organism in Eukaryota, Metazoa, Chordata, Actinopteri, Characiformes, Acestrorhamphidae.
UGAGGGGAUGAGCAGCAGCAGCAGCAGCAGCAGAGACGGAGGGAGGACUGGCUGGAUGUAGGGAAAGAAGGACGCCAUCCAUUCUCUCCAUCAUCCUGUGCGCGCGACCGGAGAAAGAGAGAGAGAUAGAGAGAGAGAGAUUUGAUUGGUUUGAUGCUUUCCUUGCUUUGAUCUUUUUGGGGAGAACGAGGCUUUAUCAGCUUUAUCAGCAGCAUCAGCAGCAGCAUCUCCAGCCCGGCCUGCUGGUGCGGGUUUGAUUGGGAAUUGGAGAUUUUGGGAAUUGAGGAUUUUUGGGUUGAGUUUUUUUUUUAUUGGUAGCAUCUUUUUCCUCCACCAUUCCUCCAUCCAUCAAUCCCUUCAUCCCUCCAUCCUCCCACAGAGGGAGAAGGCGGUGGUUCUCCAUCUCCCAGCUGAUGGGGGUGAGGAGGAUGAUGCGGAUGAGGUGGUGAGGGCUCGAGCCCUUUCCUCAGCUUUCCUCCCCCCCAGCAGUGCUGAAAUGAUGGUGGAAUGAGCGCAGCGCUGCGUCCUGCUCGUCCUCCCCGGGAAUAAGUGCAUGCAGCCCGGCUCGCGACCGCACGGGAGAGGUGUGGUGCCAGCAGCUUCUGGAGGGGGUGGUUGAAUAGAAGCAGCGGCAGCAGGAAAAGCGUAGCACCACAAAAGCACCGCUGUUUCAGCCCUCGCGCUCUCCCACAAGGAGAGAAUGCAACUCUCAUGCCUCUCUGAGCUGCUUUGGCUUCACCCUGAGCGCACAGACCUCCAACACAACCCCGGACCACGAGCCAUGCUGGGCUGAAGCACAGGCAGAGGCACAGGCAGAGGAAGAGGCAGGGAGGGAGGCGCAGAGAACCAACCCCAGCACUGUUUUGUUUUGGAGGGGUACAGAGGGACAGAGAAGACCCCCAGGCUUCCACAGAGUCACCCUGCUCGAUUACACACACAGGCAAAAUGGGAGAGCAGCCUAUCUUCAGCACCAGAGCCCACGUCUUCCAGAUCGACCCCAACACCAAAAAGAACUGGGUCCCCACCAGCAAGCACGCCGUCACCGUCUCCUACUUUUACGACAGCACCCGCAACGUCUACCGCAUCAUCAGCCUGGACGGAUCCAAGGCUAUUAUUAACAGUACAAUCACCCCCAACAUGACGUUCACCAAGACCUCGCAGAAGUUCGGCCAGUGGGCAGACAGCCGGGCGAACACUGUGUACGGCCUCGGCUUCUCCUCCGAGAGUCAACUCAGCAAAUUUGCAGAAAAGUUUGCAGAGUUUAAAGAAGCGGCGCGGUUAGCGAAAGAGAAAUCUCAGGAGAAGAUGGAGCUGACCAGCACACCUUCACAGCGCAAACAGGCUUUGGCUUCUUCAAAGGAAUCGGCCACGGGUGACCUGCAGUCACCUUUGACCCCUGAGAGCAUCAACGGGACGGAUGACGAGCGACUGACGGCUGAAACCUCUCAGAACUCAGAACCGCGAGCAGAACCCAACGCCGUGCCCUUCCCUCACAGCAGUUCGACGAGUAUCAGUAAGCACUGGGAGGCAGAACUGGCCGCGCUGAAGGGAAACAACGCUAAGCUCACAGCGGCGCUGCUGGAGUCCACGGCUAACGUCAAGCAGUGGAAGCAGCAGCUGGCGGCCUAUCAGGACGAAGCAGAGCGGCUCCACAAACGGGUGACGGAGCUGGAGUGUGUAAGUGGGCAGACAACCGGAAUUAAAACCCAGAAAACGGAACUCAACCAGACGAUAGAGGAGCUGGAAGCAGCGCUGAAGGCAAAGGAAGAGGAGUUGGAGCAACUAAAAGCAGAAGUGGAAAACGCUCACCAGCUGCAAUCACAGAAAGAUACCGUCACACAGAAGCUGCAGGAAACGGAGACGCGGAACGCGGAGCUGGAGGCUCAGCUGGUGGAGCUGGAGCAGCGUCUGGAGAGCAGUCAGGUGGAGCAGGAGGCGUUCAGGAAGAGCCUGCGCUCGCUGCUCCAGCUGCUCGACGGCAAGAUCUUCGAACUGACGGAGCUCCGGGACAGCCUGGCCAAACUCAUCGAGGGUGGGGGCAGCUAGAGCCCGCGGCUCCACUGCGCCCCCUGGUGGAGAAAACGUACCUUAAAUAAACACAAACACAUGCAUUCACAUCAUAUACACACUGGCUACGUUCACACUGCAGGUAAAAACGGUCUAAAUCUGUUCAGUUUUCUCACUAGAAACGUUGCGACAAGAGCCUUUUAAUUACAGCUCUCCACUUCAGUUUCUGUUUGAGUAAAAUGAACAUUGUUGUUUUAUUCUAUAAACUACAGACAACAUUUCUCCCAAAUUACAAAUAAAAAUAUUCUCAUUUAGAGCAUUUAUUUACAGAAAAUGAGAAAUAACUGAAAUAACAAAAAAGAUGCAGAGCUUUCAGACCUCAAAUAAUGCAAAGAAAACAAGUUCAUAUUCAUAAAGUUUUAAGAGUUCAGAAAUAAUCAAUAUUUGGUGGAAUAAUCCUGUUUUUUAAUCACAGGUUUAAUUUUAAUGUAUCUUGGCAUCAUGUUCUCCUCCACCAGUCUUACACACUGCUUUUGGAUAACUUUAUGCUGCUUUACUCCUGGUGCAAAAAUUCAAGCAGUUCAGUUUGGUGGUUUGAUGGUUUGUGAUCAUCCAUCUUCCUCUUGAUUAUAUUCCAGAGGUUUUUAAUUUGGUAAAAUCAAAGAUAAAGAAAAAUCUUGUUUGUGUCACAUAUGAUGAAAAAGUUUGGAUUUUGGCCACUUUUACCUGUGUAAGUGUGAACACAGCCAAACACACCUUUACAAUCUCGCCAGCACAGUGUACAGGGGCACGAUACACACCUUCACACACACACACACACACACACGCAUGCUAACAGACAGACAGAUGGUCAGAGACAGCUGCUGUUGCUAUUGGCCAUGUUUAAAACACACACACACACACACACACACACACUCAAACAUGUUCACGCUCACAGGUGCACUUUCACUAACAGGUGCCUGCACAUACAGUACUGUACACAAGCUUUAGGCACUUUAACCAUCACUAAAUUAUUUUAAUUUAAUCUCAAUUAUACAUUUAAAUUAGAUAAAACAUUAGGAAAACAUAAAUACAGUAAAAAAAAAAUUCAUGCUAAACUAAAAAGUCAUCAUUAUGCACUUUUUUAUUUAUCAACCCAGGUCCAGAUAUGAUGAGAAGUAUUAUAAAUACUCUAUAAAUAAUACUAAUACUUCAUUAGGAGAGUUUUCUAGAUGUUUUAACAAACUCAGUGACAUUAAACCACCACUUUUAACAUAAAUAUUAAUUGUAUUCACCCUGUAUUGCUGACAUCACUUAUAACCUUUCUGUUUUUCAUAGUAAGAAGAGACCAUUAAUAUGAAUGAUGUAUUGAAAUUUUGUUUAAUUUGUUUUAUUUAGGGUUUUUAGUAUAGAUAUUUAGUAUAGAUGCUGUGGAAAAUCUGUUAGUUAUUCUUUCUAUUUUGUUUUUAGAUUUUUCUUUAACAUUAAAAAUAAAAAUUAUACAGAAAAGAAGUGAUUUCUCCCAAAUUAAUUUAACCUUUUAGAAAAAAAAAUUAUUACAGUUUAUGUUUUUCUAAAUCAUAGAGGCGCAUUUAGUGGCAUCAGGAACGCCGCAGAUACCUCAGGUUGUUCAAAUUUGUGGCUAAGCUAAGUUGAUCCAUAACACAAGCUAAACAAUUAGGCAAGACAUUGUUAGCGUAGCCUAUAGCCUACAUAUACGUUAUGUAGCUUCUAAUAUUCCCAAUAAAAUGCCCCUCCCAUCUCAGUCAUUCAUGCUGAUAAUUUCUUAUCGGAUGUGAACUAGAUGCUCUAUAGUAAAAAUGUGAAAUUUUAAAACGAAUGAUAAGACUAAUGAUAACAUAAUGAUAACGAUACUAGCUCCUGUCCUAUCACGUGUGGUGUGUGGUGUCGGUGUAAUAUAAGUAUUUUGCUAAAUAAAAUAUAAUCAGACACUCACUUCCCAGAUAAAAGAAGCCUAAAAGGUGCCUAAAACUUAUGCACAGUACUGUAUACAGAAAGGUUUACAGAAUAACACAGCCACGCUACAUGAUAUUGGCCUAGCUGGAUCUCAAUCUGCCUUUUUUCAGUUUCUCAUUUUUACAGUCAUGAAAUGUUGCAGAUUGUUUUGCUCCAUCUGUUAUUAUUAUUUUUUUAUAUCUGGGAUGCAUUCCAUAUGGAGAGGACUGUCAUAGAGUAGUAUUCUUCCAUUUCUGAGCUGAAUAGAAGAUAAAUAAGGAAAAAAAUAAAGAAAAAACAUUUUUCAUGGACUGUUUCAGCAUCCAGGCUCACGCUGGAGACUGUGCCGUGUGAAUCUAUGUGUGAAUACCCUGCUCAAUCAGGUCUUCUAUAACUUUAAAGAUGUAUAUUAUUAUUAUAAUAAUUCUUUCUGCCCUUGAAACAGUUAUUUUGUGGGAUAAAACUCAAGGAUAUUGACUUGUGUCGGGCUGAUGGGCUUUGAAGUUCAGGCUGCUUCCAUCUACCACAACUGCUGUUGGAUUUUUCUUGGGAAAACACCAAUCUGGGGACCCUGACUAUGGAUGCCAUUCUGUUCUCCCCAACCCAAACACACACACACACACACGCCUGCCCACUAAUCUUUGGCUCAGUGUCUUUUCUACAAAGCUGCCGUCCUUUGCAAGAAACUUUAUUUUGGGGUCCCCAUUCGUUCCGGUCCCCACUUUGUCAAGCAGCGGACCUGCAAAGUGGGGACCUUGUGUUUAUGACGAUGCCACACCUGUGGGGAAACCAUCCUUCCACUAUCUGAGCAAUACAAACCAAGACAAAUAAGGAAAAAACACAAAAGGAAGGGACUGAAGAAGGAAAAGCAAGCAAGCAUCUCACUAUCAGGUAUUUCACUUCCCCCUCUUCAUCGAAAGAGGGAUGUGAUGAUGUGCACGAACACACAAAGACAGAAAACACACUCACACACACACUUAAAACUGCGGGGACAGUGCGAGUUUGCAGUGACUAUGAAUAUGCCGUCUUUGUUUCUACACAUUUUUCUAACACAUAUAUAUAUAUAUAAAUAUAUAAAUAUUACAGAUUUAUAGUGCACUUGUGAAAAUGGAGAAACUUCUGAGUGAAUUUUAUGAUUUAUUACGUUUUUGAUUUAUUUUUCUUUCUUUGAGGUGCAAAGAUUGACUUUAUGAUACUGUAUGAUUUUUGGUUAUUUAUUGUAAAACUAUGAUCUCUUCACAAAUGUUGCAUUAAUGAAUUAUUAUUAUUUUUAGUUUGUGAGAGUUUGUUUCGUUUUUUUUAUGUUCACCUCGGAAAACAUGCUUUAUUUUCUUUUAUAUUGUGUGGUAAAAUGAUAUUAUGGCUGUUUUUUAUGUGAAAAGAAACUGGCAAUAUUUUUAAACUGUUUAAAAACUAUUUCAAAGAGAAAUGGUAAUACGCCGCUUACUUGUUUAAAGCAGGUGUAACUUUUCAGAGAGACUUCUCUUUUUGAUUAUUUAUUUUUAUUUUUAUUUUGUUUUUGUUGUUUUCUUUGCCAAAUAUGUUUUCCUGUACAGAUGAACUUGCUCAAGUUGCCUUUGGUACAAAAAAAAUGCAUCAACGGUAGCUAAGGUACUUUUGUGGGGUUUACUAUUGCCAAAAAUCUGUGAUCACAUAUAAUGAGAAAUUUACAGUAUGUGUAUACCUGAAGAACACUCUUUAAAGGGCUUGUUGUUGGUUCUAGUACUUUCUGAGAGGUAGGUGGUUUGGUUUUAUCAUGUUAAACUAUGAGCCGUUAUACUAUACUUUGAAAAAGGGGGUUUGGUUUGAGUAAUAAUUUUAAAUGUUGAUUAAACCACAUGCUUAAACACAAUUGUAAUUGAGUAAUUUAUAGUAAAAUAAAAGAAAAAAAUACA